UGCACGAGGUACUAAGUCGUGUUGGUAAGUAAGGCCGUAGUGAAGGUAAACAAUACCACUGAAAAACUUUCUCUCCCUUUACUUCCGGGUCAAGCCGACGUUUUGCACCAACACAAUAUGCAGAACUACGGAGGACCAGGCGGCUAUCCCCCACCAGGUGGCCCUGGGGGAUACCCUCCACCAGGUGGCCAGGGAUACCCUCCUGGUGGCGCUGGUUACCCUCCACCGGGAGGCGGCGGUUAUCCACCUCCAGCUGGUCAAGGGUUUCCUCCAGCAGGGGGCGCUGGCUACCCGGGAGUAGGUCCGGGGGCCCCACCUGCAGCUUACGGACAACCGGGGUACCCUCAUUCGGGUAUGCCUCCAAACCAAGGGUAUCCGGGGAUGCAUCCUGGAGGAAUGCAGCAUGGAGGGAUGCAGCCUGGAGGUAUGCCACCGGGUGGUAUGCCAUACCAGGGCGGCAUGCCUUAUCAGGGAAUGCCACAGGGAAUGCCACAAGGAAUGCCACAACAGAUGGGGGCAAUGUAUGGAGGUCCGCCAAUACACAACCCUCCCAUACCGUUCGUGACUCAAGUCCAGGGAGGCCUUUCCAUCGGGAGAAGCAUUGUCAUUAGUGGCAUGUCAAUCGCUGGCAGCGAGGGUCGAUUCGACAUUAAUUUUCAAGAGGACCCGUCUGGUGAAACCAUCGGCCUUCAUUUUAACCCCCGUGUCCAGACUGGAGCGGACAGCAAUGUCACCGUCCUCAACUCAAGGUCGGGAGGAAGCUGGGGAACGGAGGACAGGGGAGCACCGUACUUCCCGUUUGGGUUUAAUCAACAGUUCGAACUACGCUUCAUUGUGGAUCAAGAUAGAUUCAGGAUAUUCUCAAACAACAAACCGUUCUGCGAUUUCCCUCACAGACUGCACCCACCACAAAAGUUUGGAUGUAUCAGCAUCUCCGGGGACGUACAGAUCUACCAGAUCAGAUUAGAAUAGACUAGUAAUGUGAUACCUAGUCGUAUAUAAAUGGUUUAUACAAUGUAUACAUUUUAGUUAUACUAUUCAUGAAGGCGCUGAUUCACAUCAAGACAUUUAUUUAUUCACAACAGUUUUGUUAUAUUUGUACUGCAUAGGUUUUACACUUUGUUCAACGUUAGAAACUGUUUUAGUUAUCAUUUCCCCGGUAGCAAUAUCAGAGUUUACUCAAAGAUCCGCCAUACAUAUAUGUAUGCAAAUACAUUAUACUGUUUUAUUGAUAUAGAUAAUAUUUUCAAUACAUCUGUUGUUACGUCAUGAUCUACAAGAAACUUUAGUUUGAACCCCUUGUGGAAUUAGUGAUUUUCUUACGCGGCCUCUGCUUGGGGUCAAAACUCCACCACAAUAAAGAUGUUGCGCCAAUUUCAACAUUUGAAAUCCAAUUAUUUUCUUCCUUU
Molecule: messenger RNA, 1409 nt
Organism: Mizuhopecten yessoensis (Yesso scallop)
Lineage: Eukaryota; Metazoa; Mollusca; Bivalvia; Pectinida; Pectinidae
Product: galectin-3-like
Exons: 6
Coding region: 118-972 (284 amino acids)
Molecular function (GO): carbohydrate binding; galactoside binding
Source: RefSeq, a predicted model, not a curated record